AUGUCCGCAUUAUUGGAUCCGAAAGCCGCCGGCGCCAGGCGUUUCGAAGGCCAGGUUGCCGUCGUCACCGGCGGCGGGCAGGGCAUCGGAUCGGCCACCGCCCGUCGCCUGGCGCAGGAAGGGGCGUCCAUCGUCAUCGGAGACAUGGUCGCUGAAACCUCCGAACGCGUCCGCAAGGAAAUCCAGGAUUUCGGCGGCUCUUGCGAGGUUUCCCUGGGUGACCUCUCGAAGUGGGAGAACGCCGAGGCGCUCAUGUCCCGGGCGCGCGACGCCUUCGGCAGGAUCGACGUCCUCGCCAACAUUGCCGGCGGAACCAUCUGGUUCCAGUCCUUGCAGUAUUACACGCCCGAUCAGAUCCAGGCGGAGAUCGAUCGCAGCUUUUGGACCGCCAUGUGGUGCUGCCGUGCUGCGUUGCCCCACAUGAUUGACCAGGGUUCCGGCGCGAUUGUUAACAUCGCCACCCACGCCGUCACCGGCCGCUUCCGCGUUCCCUAUGCCGCUGCCAAGGCCGGCCAAAUCGGCCUGACCACUUCGUUGGCGCGGGAGGUCGCCCACCUGGGCAUCCGGGUCAACUGCGUCGCUCCCAGUGGGACCGCCGCUGAUGAUCGGGUGACACCCCGCGAUUUCGGCGUUGGAAUCGUUCCACCAGAGUUGCCGGCCAGCGAGCGCGCCGCCCAGGAUGAGUACCGCUCAGCGACCCGCAACUCCGAAAUCCCCAUGGGGCGGCGCGGCGAGGCCGACGAACAGGCAGCGGCCAUCGCCUUCCUGGCCUCCCACGACGCAUCCUACAUCACCGGUCAGGUGCUGGCCGUAGGCGGGGGCCAGCCCUACCCGUUCUAG
Geodia barretti is the source of this 840-nucleotide messenger RNA. NCBI's taxonomy places the organism in Eukaryota, Metazoa, Porifera, Demospongiae, Tetractinellida, Geodiidae. The record is from the annotation of a GenBank genome assembly.